Molecule: messenger RNA, 738 nt
Organism: Hyaloscypha bicolor E
Lineage: Eukaryota; Fungi; Ascomycota; Leotiomycetes; Helotiales; Hyaloscyphaceae
Exons: 2
Coding region: 1-738 (245 amino acids)
Molecular function (GO): nucleic acid binding
Source: RefSeq, a predicted model, not a curated record
AUGACCGUCGAAGAAAACUUUGUGGAGGUGACUGCGCACUUUCUGGGAGCGCCUUGCAUCAAAUUCAGGGAUGGUAACAGCGAGUGGACUCUGGACAUUCACGGCGAAUCUAAAUACAGGGCACAAUUGACGACUGGUCCUCCCCUGGACGAUUCUAGGAAUCCGAAGAGAAAUGCCGUUGACUCCGCUUCCUGGAACCUUAGCAAGAUUUGCGUAGGGCUUCCGAAUCGAUCACUUAUCAUUGUGAGGAAGAAUGGCGGACAAGAUUGGCAUACCCUGGACAACUUCACUCAAAUUUUUGCUAAAGAAUUACAAAAUCAUGGCUUUGCGCAUGCCAAGAAGCCAAAUGUCAAAGAUGUUGAUGCGGUUCUUGAGUCUGAUGCUCAUACAUCCAUUUUAAGAAGAGCGAGAUGGGUGAAGAGGCCCAAUCAAGCUUAUGCUAGUUUAAGUAAACCUACUCUCCUGAUCACACUUCUGCCAGGCAAAGACGCCAUCCCUUACCCGGAAGUCAAAUGGUGGAGCGAUUGCAAGCAGGCAUCUCAACUUCUGAACCUCAACUUCAAACUUGGUGGCACGAGUCAUCAUCUGGUGGGCAACUUGGGACUGAAAGGGACCAGGAUGAUUGUUGGUGCCGACCUCAGCCAUUCCGGAAAGUCAAUCUACCAUCCCUACCCCUCAAUGGCAGGCGUUGUCGCUACCUAUGAUCCAAACGUUAUGCAAUAUCUUGUCUCGGUGUGA